AAAAUGUGCUGUUCAUACGCUUGAGGACGAGCGUGACGUCACAUGAUUCAAAUACUUUCAUAAACAGCUGUGUCAAGCAGAGACUUUCCCAGUCUGGAGCAGGUGCAUCACAUAUACUGAGGAAUACUCCAACCUUAACACAAUGUUACAAAAGAAUUAUCAAUUGUGGAUUUGACCGAAGUAGGCAGAAUCUGUGUGUGAUCUGCCAAGAUGCAGUGGGCAUUCCUGGUCUCUCUGGUGAUGGCCUCUGCCUUCGCAGUGGUCACGAGCAGCACCUAUGACGAGCUUGAGAAUGAAUACUUGCUCGACAGACUUGUGCGCGAUUAUCCGCGAACCUAUUUAGACCACUAUAUGAGAAGGACGGAAAGACACUACGAUGACCAAUCAUAUUUACAAAGAUCAGAAAGAAAUUCAGCGGAGGAACUAGCGAAAGAACCAGGUAUUUCUAUCAAAUGCAACGACCCCGAGGCAACGACAUUCUUUCAGACACUCGAUCGUAUUCAGCAGGAAUGGAAAAACCACUUGUCCAACGCCAGCUUUAGAUACUCCACUGACGUAAAUGAUGCCAACCAGAAAGCGAUGGCAAAGAUGGCGGUGAAAUACGAAAAGGUCAACGACGCCCUUACGAGAGAAUCAAGAUCGUUCAAUGUGAAAAAACUGGAUCCGUCAUGCGCAAAGAUGCUGCGAUGGCAACAACUCUCUGAUUCGCCACGUAGCGAGAAAGACCGCAGGGAACUGACCGACCUAGGAAGCAAGUUGUCGGCCGGUUACGCCAAUGCUGAGGCAUGCGACAAGGAGACAGGCGAGUGCUACAAGGGAGAGACAGACCUUGUGGCCAUGUUCGCCGAUGUAAACACCGGCUAUGAUAAGCUGAGGUGGGCCUGGGAAGCCUGGGCUAACGCCACGAAACACCUCAAAGAGGAUUAUGUCAAGUUUGUCGAGCUGAUGAACCGAGGUGCGAAGGAAAAUGGUUACAGCGACGAGGGCGAAUUUUGGAGAAUAGGUGAAAUGGACGACAAAGACUUUGUCAAAAAGGCUUUCAAGAUCUGGGAGAAAGUGAAACCCAUGUAUGAGCAGCUUCAUGCGUAUGUUCGACACAAGCUGAUGGAGAGAUACCCUGGAAAGCUUGAACCCAAAAAGCCUAUUCAAGCACAUUUACUUGGAAACCUCUGGGGACAGCAGUGGCAGAACAUCUUACCCAUAGUUAUCCCGUACCCAGAGGCGCCCCUGACGGACGUCACAGACAACAUGAAGUCGCAGGGCUACACUGUCAAUAAGAUGUUCCGCACUGCAGAAGCUUUCUUUCGCUCAAUCGGUCUUUACAACAUGACGGAUAAGUUCUGGGAGAGGUCCAUGUUUGUUGAACCCCCAGAUAAGGUUGCUCAGUGUCACGCCUCUGCUAGUGACCUCUUUGACAAAGAUAGGGACGACUACAGGAUAAAGCUCUGCGCGAAAGUCAGCCAAAAUGACCUCUUGACCAUUCACCACGAGAUGGGACAUGUUGAGUACUACAUGUGCUACAGGAACCAGCCAGUGCCCUUCAGGAGUGGCGCCAACACGGGCUUCCACGAGGCUGUGGGAGACACCAUUGCCUUGUCGGUCAUGACACCUGGGCAUCUCCAGAAGAUCGGCUUGGCGACUAAGAUGGGUGACAGCAAGGAGAUGGCGGAAAAGCGUUCCAUCAACUUCUUAAUGCGAGUAGCCUUAGAGAAGCUCGCCUUUCUUCCCUACGGUCUUCUCAUUGACACUUGGCGAUGGUCAGUGUUCAAUGGCUCAGUCGGUCCCAACGAGUACAACCACAAAUGGUGGGACCUGCGGGUGAAGAUCCAGGGACACAUGCCGCCAGUGGAUAGAGAUUCGAGUGAUUUUGAUCCCGGCUCAAAGUACCACAUCCCUGAUAAUACACCUUACAUAAGAUAUUUCGUUAGUUUCCUGACUCAGUUCCAGUUCCAUAAGGCUCUGUGUGAAUUAGCGGGCCACCAGGGGCCGCUACAUGACUGUGAUAUUUACAAAUCAAAGGCUGCCGGCAAGAAGUUCAAGGAGAUGUUAUCUUUAGGUUCGAGCAAGUCCUGGGAAGACGCCAUGCAGAUUCUGACUGGGAAGAAAUAUAUUGACGUCACAGCUAUAGAGAAAUACUUUGAGCCACUCAUCAAAUGGCUGAAGGAUGAAAAUAAGAAAAAUGGAAACUAUGUUGGUUGGGAAACUACCAAUUUAGGAGUGAAAUAUUAGGAUUAGAGGAUUUUAUGCCCGGUAUUUUACGAUAAUUGCUUUCAGUGCUAGGAAUGUGACUAUCCAUUUAGGGGAUGUGUGAAAGUGUUGCCUCUGUGUGCAGGAAAUCAAAGACUACCUAUUUGGAACGAAUGAUUCAAUACAGAACCAUAAAAUAAAUCAUGUAAAAAUAACGGGGACAAGGUUAUACCUAAAAACUAUUUUUGGGUCAAAAUAUUCGGAAUAACGGUUGUUUCUGAUGACAGUGGGGUUGGUUCGAGUUAUAGGAAUGGUAAAAUCUUGUAGAAACCCUAUUCUGGUCGAUAUGUAAAAUGUACUUAGGGAUUUUUUGUGUCUUAAUGUACAAGUAUGGGCUGACAGCAUGGAUUUGUAAUCUAAUACUCCGUUGGUUUGGGAUAUUCAGGGCCUAACUCACUUUACAAGGUUGGGGUAUCGGGGUGGUGGUAUUGUAUAACGAUUACAUAAACUGUGCUGCAUUAUUAAGGUGAUUACUACUUGCCCUCUCCUCGACAAGCGCAACAAGAGGAGUGUCAGCGCUUUCCAGCCAGCAAGAGAAUUAGUAUAUAUCUGAGCAUAUAAGACAGGCAAGUCGGAGUCCCGAGCAUCUCAUCGUCCACAUUGCCGAGUCGUUCGCUAUGGCCCUCUUAUGGCUUACCUACGCUGCAGCUGCUGUCUGGGAGAUCCUUGCGCCUGCACUGGAGCCAGACGGCGUCAAAGCGCGAGACGGCAACAUAGUGUCACCUUAAUUUCCCGUCUCAUUGGACUUGCGCGGUGAUGCACUCAUUUUAUUGGUGAAUAUUGUCAUGAGAACAGUACAAGCACCUAACGAAAAAUUCAAUAAGUACUCGAGCAAUUUCUCUCGUGAUGACGUUGGUCAAAGUCUGUAAGUUGAGGGGGAAAUAUUAAAUGGUAAUGGUUUGA
Messenger RNA from Lineus longissimus, 3150 nucleotides. Its product is annotated as angiotensin-converting enzyme-like. The record is from RefSeq and is a predicted model, not a curated record. Gene Ontology annotation, biological process: proteolysis. The transcript is spliced from 12 exons. Bases 211 to 2229 code for a protein of 672 amino acids. Gene Ontology annotation, molecular function: peptidyl-dipeptidase activity; metallopeptidase activity. Lineage: Eukaryota; Metazoa; Nemertea; Pilidiophora; Heteronemertea; Lineidae. Gene Ontology annotation, cellular component: plasma membrane.